Molecule: messenger RNA, 2537 nt
Organism: Nematostella vectensis (starlet sea anemone)
Lineage: Eukaryota; Metazoa; Cnidaria; Anthozoa; Actiniaria; Edwardsiidae
Product: leucine-rich repeat flightless-interacting protein 2
Exons: 14
Coding region: 308-1507 (399 amino acids)
Biological process (GO): regulation of DNA-templated transcription
Source: RefSeq, a predicted model, not a curated record
AACUCGCUUGUCGAUGGAUUCCGUAGAUAUUCAACCAUGGCGGAAAGCUGGGAAUCGUUCGCAAAUACUAGAUUCUACAGCCUUUAAAAUCGCUCUAAGAUCACUUCACGAAGUAAGCAAAGCAAAAUCAUCACUCUAGACACUGUGUUACAUGCUAGACAGCCGGCUCACAGUGCUAUAGUCGCUUACUUGGUGUAAACAGAUGUAAGAUUGGGACAAGUUAUUACACCGGCACAUUGACUGCUCAAGUUUACAACAAGCGAUUCUACCAGAUUUCCUCCAUAUAAUAUCCCUUGGCACUGACACGAUGGCUUCACAUGCAGCAAGGAGAGGCAGGCUAGCCAGGACGGCAUCGUCUGCCUCUGAAGACCAGGCACUUAAUCAGAUCGCUUGUGAGGCUGAGGCUAGACUAGCAUCUAAACGUGCAGCCAGAGCAGAAGCCCGGACCAUACGCAUGAAAGAACUAGAGAGGCAACAGAAAGAGGCCGAAGAUGAGCUUGAUAAACAAUUUCAAGUGGAUGACAGCUCUGGCAAGAAGAAGGUACCAAUUGGUCGUUCCAUCUCCUCUGGAGCAAGUCCCAGCAUCCCUAAAGAUGACCAGAAAUGCCCAGAGGCCAAUGGUCCAAUGGUGCCAGAAAAAGCACUUCGAUCCGUCCAGGAGUCACUACAUGAUCUGGAAGAAAAAUAUAGAAAAAACAUGGUCUCCAUAGCCCAACUUGACAAUGAAAAGCAGGCGUUGCUUUACCAAGUGGAUUGCCUUAAAGACAGGUUGAGUGAAGAAGAGGAAAUAUCAUGUGAAGUAAAAGUUGAGUUGAAGGAUAAAACAAGGGAAGCAGAGAAAUACCAGAGACAGAUAAAAGACAAUGAAUCUGAAAUACAGAGAUUAAAAGAUGCAAUAGAAUACAGAGAUAACUGGCUUGCUGAGCGUGGCCUGAAUUUGUAUGAAGAUAAUUCAGAAAGCAACAAAGAUGAAAUUAAUGUUUUUGAGUCACUGAGGGAAGGCUCUACAAUAGAUGAAUCUGGAUCAGAAAAAAGUAGUUUUUCUGAAAGUCGUAGCAGGUCUGACAGUCAACGCUCAAGUAGCAUGCAACCAUCUGUGACCGAUGAUAGAGAGGUGCUUGUUGCACAGAUUAAAAAGCUCCAAGAAGAAGUCAGCAGUCUGAGAAGAGAAGACUUUGAAAUGCCAAAGACGAUCACUGCUGACCUUGAGGAACUAAGAAGAGAAUUCAGUCGACAAAUUAAUGACUUUAGAAUAAAACUUCAAAAGGCCGAACAGGAGAAUGCUCGACAAGAAGGCGUGAUAAUGAGGCUUGAGAGCCAAGUGAAGCGCUAUAAGACGCAAGCAGAGACCGCGGAGUCUACCGAGGAUACUUUGAAGUCGGAAAAGCGAAAACUUCAGCGUGAGCUUCGCAAAGCACAAGAUGAAGUCAACGAGCUCCAGACGGUGAACGAUCACAUGACGAAACGUUUCGAGAAGCUGAAGAACAAAAGAAAAGACGAGUUGUAACUGCACAGUCAGCUUCUUCCCCUGGGUUAGCACCAAGAGGGCGAAGUCCCGUGUGCCAUCGACCCAAGCGUUUGGUGCAGACCGCUAGAAUACCUGGGAAUCUACUGGACGUUUGGUGUGGGGUGUGAUCUCCCGGGAUAUCCGGGGUGCUACGUCCUUAGGACUUCCAUCGUGACGCCAAGAAUAGAUGUAGGCUGUACAUACGAUAACUAAUGACCUUACUUGCUAUGAAGUUAUACCAUAUUCCCCAUAACAAAUUGUGGGUUCAGAUAAGUGCGUUACAUGUUCCUAGCGCCAAAAUAAGUUUGAUACGUCUUAUAACUACCCCAAGCGCGGUACCUUGCGCUUGAGAUAAUCGUACUUGUGUGAUAUAAGUGUAUUUCUACUUACUAGUACCCCUAGUGCUUGAGAUAAGUGUGCUAGGAGUGCUACAUAUUAAAGGAAUGUGCGGUACGUAGGUUACGCUUACUACCCUUUCUAGUAAUGCUCCGUCACGUAAAUAGCGUCAUGUUUGAGUUCUGCGAUGAUGACGGAAAGAGUCUUGCUUUUGGUGUGCGAAACAAGGUGGUACUCCUCUCAGUCACAAUGCGUGGGCUAGAGGGCUACUGAAACACUCUUAUGGUCAAGUGAUCCCAUAGCCUCGUCCCCAGGUUACUCCGCCAGCUGUACUCACACUCAUUCGAAAUGGCGGACGCUCGAAACCAAAGUUAGGGUGAGGAUGUUGUCAGGGUUAGAGGGAUUUGGGGACAAGGCUAUUUGGUCCAAGGGGGUAGCCGUGCAAAUUCUACAAUAAAAGUAAUCGAAGACUUGUACAACUUGGUGUCAUUAAGGAAAGUCACCAGUACUGUACUCUGCUGUAUAAGCCAUUACAGUAUGCCCAUACUAUACUGUAUAACGUAUCCUUGCUAGGUUUCCAAUAAAGCGAUACCUUUGGCUAGCACCCAUGUACAGUAACAAUAGAUUUUUGUAAUUCGGUAUGGUAAAUUUUAAAUAGGAAAACACGAAAUAAACCUCAUACUAAUAAUGGCAA